AUGCUGGGAAAAAAUGGAGGAGUUGUGCAGAAGCUAAAAGGACAGAGAAAGCAUGUUGUUGCAAUUCACUGCAUGAGUCACCGCUUGGAGUUCAGUGUCAGGGACACAGCAGCCAAUAAUGAGAGUCAUCAGAAGUUAAAGGAUCUACUUCUAGGGUUAUAUUUAUUUUAUCACAAGUCAGCACUCAACCGUGCAAAUCUUAAGAACAGCUAUGCUUCUUUGAAAAUGAGGCCACUAUUGCCUACACGAGCAGAUGAGACACGAUGGGUAGGCCACUUCUGGCGUGCACUUGACCAUUUCCUCAAAGGUUACAAAGUAAUUAUACAACAUCUUGAUCAGGCCCAAUCUCCUGAUGCAAAAGGUGUGAGAGGAGAACAGCAAGCAAAGGCUAGAUGCUUUUACAGAGCUGCUACAAGUCUGUCAAUGGUCCAGUAUGCUUGUUUCAUGUAUGAUGUGCUUUUACAGCUAUGCAACUUGUCCAACACUCUUCAGAACCGAAAUGCAAGUGUUGCAGAUGUCCACAACAGUUUGGAAGUGACAAAAAAAAUACUGAUCGCUCUGAAAGAGAGGCCUGUACCUGGGUCACUUCUUCAUUCUAUUCAGUAUGAUGAAGAAGGCACAGCAAGGUUUGAAGGAGUUGAGUUGAAAGGAAAGAAUGAUGCCUUCAAGAGUUCAAAAAAGAAGUUUCUGGAAGCAAUACAGUCCAGCUUUGAAGAUCGCUUUGAAGACAUUGAAGAAGGAGUUCUUCAGGCAACAUCGGUGACAUCCUUCAAAACAUGGCCUGACAAAGAAAACUCAGAAGACUUUGGCAAUGAAGACAUUGUAACUCUGACCAGUCAGUUUCAACCAGUACUAGAGGCACAGGGUGUUAGUUGUAGGGAAAUAGUGAAUGAAUGGACAGUUCUUAAGACUAGUUUGUAUAACAAGAAUGACUGGGAGAAGAAGCUGAAAACGGUCACCUGGCCUGAACUCAACAGAGAAUUCGGAGAUAAAUGUGGCCAUCUUCUGAGUUUGAUGGACUUGAUCCUAACCUUGCCAGUCAGCACAUCAGAAUGUGAAAGAGGCUUUUCCAAAAUGAAGAUGAUCAAAAGUGACUGGCGCUCCUCCCUCAUAACUUCAACAUUGUCAGAUUUAAUGAUUGUAAACCUUCAUUCUGCACCAGUAGAUCAAUUUGAUCCAAGUGAUGCAGUAAGGCAUUGGGCAACAGCAGGACCAAGAAAGAGAAAUGUCACAUACAAAAGGUCUACAAAUGAAACAUCAAAUUUAGUAAUUGCUGAGGUUGCAGAGGUUCCAAUCCCUUUUGAUCAUCUUGAAAAUGAUGAGGAGCAAGCAGAAGAGUUUGAGGUGUCAAGACUUAAUGAGGUUUAUGAUUGUGAGUUGAACUUCCCAGAGCACUCUGACUCAGAUUGACAUCUGUUAACAGUUUCAACAAUGUUUCAUGUGCAGCAUAGAUCAGUUACUUUCUGUAUUGACUUCAAUACAAUGGCUGAGGCUCAGUUACUAAUUUUAUUUUCAAAUUUGCUUAAAAUAUAUCAAUACUAGUUCACUAAAAGUCUAAUUUCGCACUAUUCCAUAGUUCAAUGACUGUAUAAUUGGACCAAUGUCAGGAAUGUAUACAAAAAUAAAGAAUACAGGUUUGUGAGAUUAUAA
Messenger RNA from Bombina bombina (fire-bellied toad), 1650 nucleotides. Its product is annotated as zinc finger protein 862-like. The transcript has 4 exons. Gene Ontology annotation, molecular function: protein dimerization activity. The coding region runs from base 1 to 1410 and encodes 469 amino acids. The record is from RefSeq and is a predicted model, not a curated record. NCBI's taxonomy places the organism in Eukaryota, Metazoa, Chordata, Amphibia, Anura, Bombinatoridae.